Zootoca vivipara (common lizard) is the source of this 6248-nucleotide messenger RNA. RefSeq names its product SH3 and cysteine rich domain 3 (gene STAC3). Gene Ontology annotation, molecular function: protein binding. Gene Ontology annotation, biological process: skeletal muscle contraction; positive regulation of voltage-gated calcium channel activity; positive regulation of protein localization to plasma membrane. Lineage: Eukaryota; Metazoa; Chordata; Lepidosauria; Squamata; Lacertidae. The record is from RefSeq and is a predicted model, not a curated record.
GGGUGCAGAGGGAAGGGGGAAAGCCCCGUUGUGCUGUGGGGGCUUUUCAGUUGAAUCUAGCCCCAUAAUGCAAAGUAAGGAAAUGACAUGUCUGUUCAUCAUCUAUGUGGGCUGCCACUUCCCCAACCCUUGACCAUUGGAACUCCUAGUCAGGGCCUCCCCAUUGUUGCUGCAGUUUAUAGUUCUCCAACUGACUGAGAUCCUGAGCUGUGAUCUAGAUGUUCAUUGGUUUGAAUCUAUUUCCUCUGCCAUCAUCUCAGUGGGAAGCCUAAGCAAACUUCUAUUUCUCAGCCUUCAUACAUACACAUACACACACACUCUCUCUCUCUCUCUCUCACACACACACCAUCAUCCUCAUCCCCAAUUCAUUAUCAUCUAUAAUAGGUAGGUUAAAAGAUGUGGGUCCCUUUCAUUGGGCAAGGGCCUUUUAAAAAGACAAGCCUAUCCAGUCUUGGACUGUUGACGUACAGUGUAUAUGGCACUUUACAGAGAAAUACAAUUCAAUUCUGAAGUUCUAGGUGCAUAUGAUUAAUCUGCUUCAUAGCCAGAUGUGGUCAGUUUGCUGUUCACCAUAGCAUGCAGAAGAUCCCAGGUUUAAUCCAUGGCACUUUCAGUUUAAGCAAAGGAUCUUGGCUAACAGGUGCUGGGAAAGGCUUCACCCUGAGAUUUCCGCUUGCAGCCAGAUUAGACAGUACCAAACUAGAGGGACAAAUCUCCUGACCUGGUUUAAAGCAGCUUCCUGUGUUCUUCCUGUGCGCUGGAUAAUCUACCCAGACUUCAUGGGUGAAAGUCAAGGGAAACGGCAGGCUGUUAGAGCUAGCCUGCGGCUUGAGAAGUUAAACUGCAUCAGUUAUGAAGCAGGUUGAUCCUCUGAUUUCCUUUAUUGGGUUGGUUGGCCAAAAGCAGGUAAGUAUUUGUGGCUGGUAUGAAAUAGAAUGGCUUGCCCUUUACAGAGCUAGAUUUUUUUGGGUGGGGGGGGAGAGGGAAAUUCUGCUCUGAACAUUGCUUUCCUUUUUCUUGAAUCAACACUGAUGCCAGGUGCCUUACAUACAAAACUUGAGAAAAAAACGGUCAAGUUAGGAUGGCUGCAGAAUCUGUCAGGUGUUAAAGGCAAUGGAGAACAGAAAGCAAACUUGUUCCUUACGUGUUACUGAUGGGCUGCACUCUUGCAUAAGGAAGAUAGGUUUGUACAGAAAGGCAUCUUUGAAAAAUUAGGAAGCCCAGUGGGAUUGUGUGUUCCUGGCUAGCUGUCUGUGAUGCUAUGUUUUGGCCUGAGAUAUUCUGUCAAGGUGCACUAUUUGCAGCAUUGAGGUCAGUUGGAGGCUGUAUCUCGGGCAGUGAUUUCUGUUCAAAAGCUCCUAGGCCAAUGGAUCUGCCUCAUUUUUAUGCCAAUAUCUGAAGAGUUUCCUCCCCUCCUCAGUUCCCAACUGGGCUUUUGUGUUGCUGUCUCAAGCCAUGUUAAAGCUGCUAUUCAGUGUCCAAUUUCUCCAUGUCAGCCCUCCCAAGAGAUGGCAGCUGUCUUUACCCCUCUCCUGUCACUCAAGUUCUUUGUGGUGCUGGGACGGCAAACUUUUACAUGCUAAGACUCAGGAAGGGGGAAAUCUUUAUCCCCCAUGGAUCUCUAAAGUGAGGGGUUGGGCAGAACGAAGGGAGAGCUGAGUUUGUGGGAACUGCCUGAUACUUUUGGAAGGAUUUAACCUGCAGGAAGUGUGUGUCCUUUAUUCUUGAAGUAUGACAGAAAAAGAAAUUCUUGAUCCACCUGCAUCACCCACAUCUGAAGGGGGGAAAUCGACUGAAGGGCUUCAGCGGCUAAAGCAGCUUUUCCAACGCAAGCCCAAUGAGGAGCCAGCCCCGGAGGAACCACAGGCUAAUGGGGAGCUGGUCAGCCCCUCUGGAGGACCCAUCUACUACAUCUAUGAGGAGGAGGAGGAGGAUGAAGAGGAGGAGGAGCCUGAGCCACCACCUGAGCCAGAGAGACCAGUUAACGACAGACCUCACAAAUUCAAGGAUCAUUACUUCAAAAAGCCCAAGUUUUGCGACGUCUGUGCCCGCAUGAUUGUCCUCAAUAACAAAUACGGCCUGCGUUGCAAGAACUGCAAAACCCACAUCCACCACAGUUGCCAACACUAUGUGGAGUUCCAGCGCUGCUUUGGCAAGAUUCCCCCGGGUUUCCGUCGUGCUUACAGCUCUCCAUUAUAUGGUGCCGAACAACUUUCUGGCGCAAACCGAAGUGACCCUGUGUUUGAGACGCUGCGGACAGGUGUUGUCAUGGCAAACAAAGAGCGCAAGAAAGGGCAGGAUGACAAAAAGAACCCAUUGGCUGCUAUGAUGGAGGAGGAAACAGAGGCCCCUAAAAACGAGGGUGGCCAACCUGAGGCAGGACAUCCAGAAGCACAGAAGGCUGAGAAGAAUACCCCUGAAGAUAAGAAUAAAAAGCAGCAACCUGGGUUCCAGCAGUCUCACUACUUCAUUGCACUCUAUCGCUUCAGAGCUUUGGAGAAGGAUGACCUGGAUUUUCACCCGGGGGACAAAAUUGCCAUUGUUGAUGACUCCAAUGAAGAAUGGUGGCGGGGCAAGAAGAUUGGAGAGAUUGGUGAUAAAAUUGGAUACUUCCCACCAAACUUUAUUAUCCGGGUACGUGCAGGAGAACGGGUACACAAAGUGAUGCGGUCCUUUGUGGGCAACAAAGAAAUUGGGCAGAUCACACUAAAAAAGGAUCAGAUUGUGGUGCAGAAAGGUGAGGAGCUGAAUGGGUAUGUGAAAGUCUACACUGGCCGCAAGGUGGGGCUCUUUCCCGUCGACUUCCUGCAGGAGAUCUGAGACCCAGCCCUGGCAUUUAUGGGUUUCAUGGCCAGAGCCGAAGGCCAGGUUGUUUCUUUGGAAAGAGAUUCCCAGCUACCAAGGACUCCCUGCAAUGGAGCUGGGUUCUGCGAGUGCCUGUGUGGCUCCCAGUGAAGAUAUUCCACCAGGACCUGUAUCUCUGAGCUGGGAUACAAGGCGAGGAGCACAUAAUUUUGUCACCUUUGGGCAGGCUCUCCUCUUGAACUCUGGUGGUGGUGGCAGAUUCCAGAAUGAGUUUAGCCGUUCAUCCACUGAUGAUGUAAGCCACAGCGGUGCUGGGAUGCAGACAAAGCUGUUCUGCUUCCUGUCUGCAAAGGAAGUGGAUACUGAUUGUUCAUGUUGACUGCCAGACUAAACAAGUGGCAUUUGCUGCUGCCUCCUGCAGGUGGCACAAAGCUUGUGUGUGUGUGUUUACUUGGAGGCAAAUGGCUGCCCCUUGGCUGGUGGUGGUGGGGCAACUCCUAGCAUUAUUUGGAUUGCUUAGAUUUUGUUAUGUUUUGCCUAUAUAUGUUAUCUCUCUCUACCCCUCAGUAGCCUGCUUACCUACUUUAGCGUAAAGCUGCAGGACUUGGAAUCAGCAUCCAGGAGGGCUAAUCAGCUCCAGUUAUGUUGAAAUCAUAUACCUCUCCCAUUAUCCUUUUCUUCCAUUUUCCUGUUGUUGUGAAACUGAUUCUUUUUAGAUUGUUCCCUUUUAGGCACCUUCUGAUCUCGCUUAUGAGGGAGGCUAGAUGUUCUAGACAAUUGAAUUUCUUUACAACAUGUAUAUACAUGCAUUUCUCUAUACACAGUCAGUGCUGUGACUUUCUUUCUGGGGGAGGGAGCAUGCAAAGUGACUAAUAACUUGGCCACAGCAAAGUGGGAAGGUUGCAUGUUAUGGAAAAAGAGCAUUGCCUGUUUCUAUGAUCCUCAUAGCUGUCAACCCUCCCUUUUUUGCAGGAAACUCCCUUAUUCCAAGCCACAGCUGUCAACCUUCCCUUUUUUUGCUGGAAAUUCCCUUAUUCCAGCGCCAUUUCCAGCUGCUAUCCUGGAUUGUUAGAUAUACCGUAGACCAGGGGUUCCCAACAAAAUUUUCUCGAGGACCCCUCAUCGAGCCGCUAUUGUGACAAGGACCCCCAUUAAUUCCUAAUCCUAAAAUUAAAAAGUGAGAGCCAAAUUAAGAGUCUUUUUAUAUUUUAUAUUUAUACGUUUUUUACAGUUACAACAGAGUACUCCAUCAGUAUACAGUUAGUUUUAAUUUUCAGUUCUUAAUGAGAUGAACCACUUUUUAACCAAUGGUCCAUUUUUAACUACGCAAACUGUAGCUUCCGUGAAAAACAACGCUUUGUUUACAAACACUACUGUUUUGCAAAGAGGCAGCGCGUGCCAGGGAGGAGGGAGGGGAAUGGAGAAUACAGGGUACCUGCGCAGUAGCGCACAAAUGAAGCCGACGCGCGGGAGGUGAGCAUUAGUAGAAUGCGCGUGCUGCCUCUUUGCAAAACAGUAGUGUUUGUAAAGCGCCACCUAACAGCAUACAGCAGAACUACUGCCUCUAUCUAAUCUAGUUUUGCGCUAGGCUCUGCUCAUGCAGGAAGCGGCCAAAACAAAAAAUCUGUUAUCAUACGAAAUAUAUUUAAUAUAUUUUUUAUUCUAAUAGCAUCUUGCGGACCCCUCUGGCAUAGCUCGCAGACCCCUGGGGGUCUGCGGACCACCUGUUGGGAACCACUGCCGUAGACUGUCCCUGGGACAGGUGAGGCUGCUGCUGAUCCCUUAUUUUCAAAUCCGAAAGUUGACAGCUAUAAUGAUCCUUGUGCACUCUGGGGUGGCUCAGAAAGGCUAAGAUUCCAUGCUGAAUUGAGCCCUUUGGAUGUUAUGAGAAUAAAACAACAAAGGGUCCACAAGUAAUGCUCCCAUUCUUCUUUUUCCAUGCUUGCAUUAUAAUAUCUGAUCUGGCCACAUGUGCACCUUCUCCACAGAGGUAUGCACUUACAUGCUCAUCUGGAAUUCCUGAAUCUCUUGGUGGGAGAGAGGCCCCAGAAGAUGGUCUGGGUGCUCUUAUUUAUACAUCUGAAUCUGCCUUAGUGAAAGUCCAAUUCCUUGCAUGACAGAGAAGACUGUUUCUCCUUCUAAUAUUCAAGAUUACUGGAGAACAAUGAUGGAGGGGUAGUGAGGAUACUACAUAAAUUGAGCCUGUCCUGCUCUGAGAUAUUGCCAGGAUUUUGGGUUGCUGAGAAAGUUACAGAUAGUAUUUGAUGACUAGGCUUGUUAUGUGGGGUCAGCUCAUUUGUAGUAUGCAAUCUGCUGAUACUCUUGGUGCAACUGCACUCAUUUCACGAAAGCCUGUGGCCUGCUCACAUGUUUAUUUGUGCACACAUUCUCAUGUGCAGUUAUGGUGUACGGGGCUUACUUUCACACCUGCACACUGAGGAGGCACUCAACAUUUGUUGCCAUGAGAGACACAUACAUUUUGGUGCCCUUCAUAGCAUCUGUUGAUAUCAAGAAUGCUUUGAUGGUGUUUCCUGCUUGGCAGGGGGUUGGACUGGAUGGCCCUUGUGGUCUCUUCCAACUCUUAUGAUUCUAUGAUUAUCCUGAUAGCCUGAGAGAGAGAAGUUUUCUCCCUCUCUCUUAACUCUAGAACUCACGGAUAUCCAGUGAAGCUGAAUGCUGGAAGGUUCAGGACAGACAAAAGAAAAUACUUCUUCUUCACAUAGCUAAACUGUGGAAUACGCUCCCCUAAUAAGCAGUGGCAGCCACUAACUUGGAGAGCUUUAAAAGAGGAUUAGACAAUGGAGGGGGGAAUAAGGCCAUCAAUGGCUAUUAGCCAUAAUGGCUAUGUUCUGCCUCUGCUGUUGGGAGAGGGCUAUUGGGCUCAUGUCCUGCUUGUGGCCUGGUUGGCCACCCUGAGAACAGGAAUGCUGGACUAGAUGGGCCUUUGGCCUGAUCCAGCAGGAGGGCUACAAGUUCCCCAAUACUGCGUCAAUGCCUAGGAAGUCUUCUACUUCCUGUGUCCCCAAAAUGGGCACUUUGCAGUUUCAGAUAAGUGUCAGGUGGGGGUGGGGGGGAGUGAAAAGGAGAACAAAGCAGGGCUAGGUAUUUGCAACACAAGCCUGACCAUGUCUACUAAGAAGUAAAUCCCACAGAAUUAAAUGCAGUUUACUCCCAGGUAAGUGGGAUUAGGAGAGCAGCCUUUGUCUCUUGUUCAUUUUACCUUCUUUACAGCUUUGUGAACUCCAGGUGAUUUUUGCGCCAAAGGAUUUGUGUUACCAGCUACCUUUCAGCUUCACUCAGAGCUUAAGUUGAAUCCUGUGUGGGCAAGGAAGAGAAGUUAGCAAAUAUGCACUUGUCAGGAUAUGUGUACAGGAAGUGUUGGCAUGGUCCUCUGAUCAAGAUGGCUUGAGCAAUGAAAAAUAAAUGUAUAUUGUGGGUGCUAA